Molecule: messenger RNA, 1370 nt
Organism: Engraulis encrasicolus (European anchovy)
Lineage: Eukaryota; Metazoa; Chordata; Actinopteri; Clupeiformes; Engraulidae
Gene: gig2o
Product: grass carp reovirus (GCRV)-induced gene 2o
Exons: 2
Coding region: 132-767 (211 amino acids)
Cellular component (GO): cytoplasm
Molecular function (GO): NAD+ poly-ADP-ribosyltransferase activity
Source: RefSeq, a predicted model, not a curated record
AUACAGAGGAAUCGAAAACGAAACUUACAGCAUACAAGUAUCUAUCUACCUAUGUAUGUCAGUAACCAAACAUUGAAACUUAUGACAAUUCUCUCCUGCGAACCAAUCAAUUGAACAGAAGAGAAGAAAUAAUGGCCGAGACGAUAACUUUUAGUGGCUGGGAGGCUAUGGAGGAUCGAUCUCUCUCUGCGAACGAUGAGCCAAAAUCGGGAGGUACCUACACGAUGUUCCAUGGUACACACCUGUCCCACGCAAAGACAAUAAUAAGCAAUGGCUUUCAACAAUCCAAGGAUGGUUUGCUGGGUGCUGGUGUAUAUGUCAGCCGGAAUAAAGACAAGGCUAAAUGUUACCCCCUUAAAGAAGACGUAAAGAAUAAAGUUGUCUUCAAGUUGAAGGUUGAUGUGGGAAAGGUAAAAAAGAUUGACAGUGACAAUCACCCGAUGCAGAAGUCUUGGCACCAAAAUGGGUAUGAUUGCGCGUGGGUGCCCCCACAUUCCAAUAUUAGUUCCAUCAAGUCUGGCCGCGAAGAGGACUGUGUUUGGGACCCCAAAAGGAUCACCAUUGUUGACGUGGCUUGCUGUGUUGAUGACAAUACACGCAGAGAGCUCCGUAAAUUAGUACAGAGUCGCAGCAGUGGCCAGCAUGAUGUAUGCAGACAGUGCCAUCAAGCCAUACCGGAUGGCCAGAGGAAACACGACAUCGAGCGCUGUUGGGUCUGCGGGAAAAAAGUUUGCCCCUUUCAAAGCAAACAUGUGUGCAAACCAUAGCACACGUUGGAGUCAUUCUAGGUGCAAGAGAUACCGCAUACGAUCAAGAUAUGGGACUCUGGGGAUGCUGUAUUUUUAAAUCACCUGUUCAUCUGUCAUUUAUCUGUGCAAUGUAACCACUAGGCCUACAUCAUUUGUAUCUGCCUUUUUGUUGUUGUUUUGUAAUUACUUAAUAAUGCCACAUCAAUUACAUGUAAUAAAGCAACCUAUAUUAAGAGUCUAGUAGACUGAUUAUGUACUUUCCACCUAAUUUUAUUUGCACUCUGUAAUGACCUAGCUAAAAUCAUAUUUUGUAUUUUAGGUAGUACGCCUGUUAUUUUUUGGAUUAAGUCAAAACUCAGCAAAACUGGUUUACCCUACAGGAGAGGGCAACAGGCUAAGAAAAUGUUGUGCACUAUGUCGGACUCAGGGCCAUUCCAAGGUAUUCUGGGGGCCCUAGGCAAAGAGGCAAUUGUCAGGCAAUUGUCAUUGUCAGGGCUCCCCCUUUCAGGUGGGGGCCCUUGGCAAUUGCCUUGCUUGCCUGGUUGUGACAGGCCUGGUCAGACUGAAGAAGAAGCCAGCACUGUAGUCUAUGGCAAGAGCAGGUGGGAGUAGGGAUGUAGC